This is a messenger RNA of Prunus armeniaca (apricot), 396 nucleotides long. The record is from the annotation of a GenBank genome assembly. Lineage: Eukaryota; Viridiplantae; Streptophyta; Magnoliopsida; Rosales; Rosaceae.
AUGUUCAGCUCUGCUGAUCUCGAAGCAAAGCCAGCAGCAGCAUCAGCAGCAAGACGACAUAGUCUCGUUCACGGAGGAAUGCGCAAAGGAGAUAUUGUUGGUGUUUAUAAGAGUUUCGGCGAUUGUCAGGCUCAGCUUAGUUCUUUGAUAUUUGAUCCUCCGAUUAGUGUGUACAAAGGGUACUCUUUGCCUAAGGACACUGAAGAGUAUCUUGGUUCAUGUGGACUUACGAAUGCCAUUCACACAAUCGCGGCUGCAGAUUUGAAGGACGAUAUUUUUUGGCAAGCUUAUGCAUUGCCCUUUUCAACAUCUUUGCAAGGUGGAGCAACUGUCACGGAUGCGCUCAAAAGGAGAUCCCAUGAAGUGCCUGCAUCAGAUAAUUUGGUGAGUUCAUAA